This is a messenger RNA of Sorghum bicolor (sorghum), 1287 nucleotides long. Its product is annotated as C-factor. The transcript has 6 exons. The coding region runs from base 241 to 1086 and encodes 281 amino acids. The record is from RefSeq and is a predicted model, not a curated record. NCBI's taxonomy places the organism in Eukaryota, Viridiplantae, Streptophyta, Magnoliopsida, Poales, Poaceae.
AAGAAAACCGAAUACGUGUAGCGCCAUCCAGCCAUGAGAAAUCCCCGAGCCGAGCACGAGCACGAGCACGGCGCGGGGCGCCACCAUUAUUAACAUCCCAAUCCAUCCAACCAACUUCAACCACCUUUUCAAUCCAAUCUUGUUGCAUUGCAUUGCAUAAUUUUGCAUCGAAGAUCGAUGUGAUUCCGUGAAAAGGAGGAGGAGGAGAAGAAGGGGCUGAGGCCGAAUCCGAUUCCGCCGAUGAGAAGGCGAGCGAUGGCGAGGCUGGCGGUGGCCGCGAGGGCGUUCUCCGCCUCGGCUUCCGGCGCGGGCGCCGGCGGCGUGUCCAUGGUGCAGGGGGCGUCCCGGGGCAUCGGCCUCGAGUUCGUGCGGCAGCUGCUGCGGAGAAGCGGCGAAGGCCGCGUCGUCGCCACGUGCCGCGCGCCGGGUUCCGCGGCCGAGCUCCAGAAGCUCAAGGAGGAGCACGCGCCGGGGCGCCUCACCGUGCUGCCGCUCGACGUCACCGACGAGAACACCAUAGAGGCAGCCGCGGCCUCAAUUACAGAGACCCAUGGUUCUCUGGACCUGCUGAUCAACUCCACCGGCAUCCUUUCGAUCCCGAACGUGAUACAGCCAGAGACUACACUAAGCAAGGUUCAGAAGUCAUCCCUGAUGCUGGCAUAUGAGGUGAAUGCAGUCGGCCCAAUCUUAGUGAUCAAGCACAUGUGGCCAUUGCUGAAAAUUGGAGGUCGUUCCGAGACUGGGAGAGGAUUUGCAUUGGUUGCAAAUAUGAGCGCUAGAGUCAGUUCAAUAGGAGACAAUGCUUUGGGAGGCUGGCAUGCAUACAGAGCUUCUAAAACGGCGCUGAAUCAGUUGACCAAGACUGUGUCAGUGGAGUUUGGCAGGAAGGACAACAUUGCCUGCAUCCUGCUCCAUCCUGGAACCGUGGACACUGACCUCUCAAGGCCAUUUCAGAGAAAUGUGCCCAAGGAUAAGCUCUUCACAAGAGAGUUCUCUGUACAGAAGCUUCUCUCCAUCAUUGACAACGUCAAGAAAAGCGACAACGGCAAGUUCUUCGCGUGGGAUGGCCAAGAAAUCCCUUGGUGAAUGGUCCCUCAACACUCGUUUGAGUCUAAACAACGUCAUUGAUUUUAAUUCGACGAUGCUUUUUUCUGUUCAACACGCAUUGGUCCUUUUCAUGCUUAUCAACCAAACAAAUAAAACAGUCACUUGCCCCCGGCAGCCAUAAUAACAGAUUCGUCAAAGUCAGGGAGAAUGUGACGGUCAACAAAGACAAAGUUAAAGUCA